This is a messenger RNA of Parastagonospora nodorum SN15, 603 nucleotides long. RefSeq lists its product as hypothetical. Lineage: Eukaryota; Fungi; Ascomycota; Dothideomycetes; Pleosporales; Phaeosphaeriaceae. The record is from RefSeq and is a predicted model, not a curated record. Bases 1 to 603 code for a protein of 200 amino acids. The transcript has a single exon.
AUGCCCUUCACCACCACCGUCGAAGGCCCUGCACGCCCCUCGCCCCCCACUUCCAAGCCCAAAACCACAACCGAUUCACCGACACCAGAAACCAAACCCGUCUACUUCUUCCGCCCCACCCAAGGCAACGGCUACCUCUCCCAAUGGUACUGGUCGCCCUUCACCACCCCCACGUCCCCGCACCUCUACGCCACUGCCGAGAUGUACAUGAUGGUUCAAAAAGCGCUCCUCUUCUCCGACCCCACUACCGCCUCUGCAAUGCUCGAGACCACCGAUCCUGCACGGCACAAAGCGCUGGGCCGCCAAGUCGCCAACUUUGACGAGAAGAUCUGGGACGCGAAUAAAGAGCGCAUUGUCGAGGAGGCGAAUUGGUGGAAGUUUACGCGGACUGAAGAUGCGGAGGAGUUGUGCAGGAUGUUGUUGGAGACUGGGGAGAGGGAGAUUGUCGAGGCGAGUCCGUUCGAUAGGGUUUGGGGGGUGGGGUUUAAGGAGGGCGUGGCGGGGAGGAACAGGCAGCGGUGGGGGAGGAAUUUGUUGGGGAGGGCGUUGGAGAGGAUUAGGGGGAGGCUGAGGGAGGAGGGGGGGAAGAAAGAGGGAGAGUAA